AUAGAAGCAAUGAAAGUAAAUGGAGCAAGUUGAGGGACGCACAGAUGAAAAUGUGAAAUGUUGUGGGGGUAGAUUUGGGAGCAUGGGGCAGAAAUAAGUCGGAAACGGAACAUGGCGACAGCGGAUAAGAAGAAGAAGAAAGCGAAAGCCAAAGCGGUCUCACUGCAGGACUUCCUGGCAGCUAGUGGUGGAGUGGCUACGGCACCUGCUCCGCGGAAGGUAUCAAGUUGGGCGGAUGAAAUUGAGGAGGAUGACAAACGCCAAAUAAUAGCCCUACCGACAGCACCGCGUGCAAGUCGGAUCUUCAAUGAUGACAGCGUACCGCACACACCGCCCUUCCUGGCGUACAUCUCAAAUUUGCCUUAUGAUGUGCUCGAGGAGGACAUUCGGGACUUUUUCAUGGGGUAUCACAUAGUUUCGCUACGAUUGCCCCGGGAGGAUGGUGAAAUGGGGCGCCUCCGGGGCUUUGGCUACAUUGAAUUUGAGACACGGCCAGAGCUGUGUGAUGCCGUGAGUAUGCCCGAUCCGGCGAUACGGAAUCGUCGUGUUCGCAUUGACGUGUCCAAUGAGAGUGACCAGCAGAAGCAGCGUGGUGGACGGAAUUCGCGCUAUGGGGAUCGCGAUCGUGAUCGUGACGAUCGCGAUCAGACAAACUGGCGUCGUGGCAAUGAUCAAUUUCAGGGCGAUCGUGACACAGAUGGUCGUCGUGGAGGCUACGGUGGCUUCCGGGAGCGCGAUAGGGAGUCAAGUGGGGCUGAGAAUAGCAAUUGGCGGCUGGGGGAAAGGCCCAAUUUGGAUGCAGAGCCCCCACGAAGGGGCUAUGAUGCGCCACGUGAACGAUACGGUGGACGACGGAGCAACUAUGAGGAGCGAAAACGCGAUCCGGAACCAACAGAAGUGCGUGAGAGACCAAAAUUGAAUCUCAUGCCACGCACUCUGCCAAUUGAGCCGCUGGUUGUGCUCCCGGACCCAGAGGAGCCUGUUGAGCCUCGAGAGGAGCGUACCGAGACACCCGAAGUGGAUGAUGAAGCUGAAGCUGAAGCUGAGGCAGCACCAGCACCAAAACCCGAACCCGUGCCGGCGGCAAAGAUUUUUGGGGAGGCAAAGCCCGUUGAUACAGCAGCGCGUGAGCGUGAAAUUGAGGAGAGGAUGGAGCGUGAUCGUCUUGAGAAGGAGAAGGCACUCGAGGAGGAGAGGCAGCGUGAGAAGCAGAAUAAGGAGAAUGAGAAGCCCGAAGAGGAGGCACCAAUGCCAGAGAAGGAAGUGCGUGAGCUGAAGAAGGAGGAGAUUAUGAGUUGGCGCAAGCGACCCGAACCAAAUGAUAACAAUGACGAGGAUGUAAGUCAACGGAGAAUAUCACCACGACGAUACAGUCCAGUAGAUGAUAAGAGGGGUCCACCAAAGCGAUUUGAUGAUCGACGUGGCUAUCGUGACAACAGAGACUCUUAUCAGAGAGAUCGAGAUCGAGAUUACAAAGAUGGAAGGAAUCAAGGACGACCGAGGGAUAGUAGGCAGGAUAACAGAUACCGUGAUCGCUAUGAGCACGAUGGACGUGGCGCCAGGGAUAGGCCGGGACCAGAGCGGCAUGAAAGGGAUCGUGACGGUGGUGGUGGUGGUGGGUACAGAAGUGGUGACGAUAGGCCGCCAAGGCGUGAACGUGCUCACGAAGAUUCACGCGAUAUUGAGGAUCGGAUGCCAAAAUUUAAACCCGCAGAAGGACCGAAUCUAUCCAUGUCCAACAAAUAUGCUGCCUUUCUCGAUAACGAUGCAGAUGAAUAGGUGGAUGAUGAGGAACAUUUAAAAAGAGAGAGAGAGAGAGAGAAAAAAAGAAAGUGAAAAAGGUAUGCGUCACUUUUUUUUUCAUUUAAUUUUAAUAUUAAUUUGAUUAUUGAAGCGCGUAAGGAAGGAAAAAAACUGAAUAUCUUUUAAUUGAUGAAUAAAUAUUAUAUUUAAAAGAAAAAUAAAUAAUAAUUCAUUGAUUUAUUGCAAUUUUUACACGAAAGAAAAAUGAUUUAUAAAAGAAAAGAUAAAAAAAAAGAUUUAGCUAAAUGAAACAGAAAGGAAAAAAAAAGAUUUAGGAAGAAAGAGCGAAGAUGAAAUGAUUGUGAGCGGUGAGGAAUAAUGUUAUGAUUGUUGUAAAUUAUUUUAAUAAGCGUAGAUAUGGGAAGAAGAAUAAAAAAAAGAACAUAGCAUCAUUUUUAAAUUAAAAAGAAAAAUGGAAAGAAAAUUAGUAAUACAUAUAAACAUGGUAUUGUGGACAAGAUAAUGUAGAAUUAUUUGAUUUAUAAAAAUUUUAUAUAAAAUAAAACAUAAAAAUUGAAAACUAAAAAGCUGAAGCUGAUGAAAGAGGAGCGUCUUUUAACUAAAACAGCACUGAAGGGUUUUUUAGCUGAUUUCUAAAACAACUUGAUUGCGCAUUACUAUUAUAUCGAAAACAUCGUAAUUUUUCUGAUAAAACUUACCUAAUAUAAUAUACCAUUUUUAAAAUUAGAAAAAAGAAAUUAAACAAAAAAAAUAUUAUUUAUAUUCUAAGACAUAAAUAAAUUCUAGCAUAUAAAACAAAAUAAAUAUGUAUAUAUAUGUAGUCACGUUGUUGUUUAUGAUUGCAUUUUUUGUUGCAUACUAUAACUACUUUUAUCCCUAUCCCUUUUUUUUAAUUUUUUAGGUAAAGAAAAAUGAUUGAAAUAUAAAAAAAAAUAAAGUAUAUCUCUGUAUUUACAUAGUUUUUCUCAAAAUUAUGCAUAUUAUUUUUUUUUCUUAUUAUUAUUUUCUAACUAUUACACUAUAUAUUAUUUUUUCUUUUUAGCAUAUAAGACAUUGAUAAAUAAUUAAAAAAUGAAAAAAAAAUAAAGAUUUAUAAUAGCAAAUGGACUGAAGAUUGACAUUGCAAUUAAUGAACACACACACACAUACAAACACUGAAGGAAUAAAAAAAUAUUAUUAAUUUUAAAGAAAUAUGUGGGUUUAUUUUUUAAAUUUUUUUUUUAUCAAAUAUUCUUUUGGCGCGACUAAAUAUAAAAGUUUUUUUUAUUGGCAUAACAUUUUCCACUCAUAAAUUAGCUAAUGGAUAGAUAUAAAAGAAAAAAAAACAAACUAAAAUUGAUUAUAAUCCUAUAUUAUUGAUAAAAAAAAAAAACAUAAAAGUGAAGGAAAAUAAUUAUUGGCAUUAGGUAAAAAAAAAAAAUAAAGUUUUGUAUUGUAUUUCACAUCUUAUGUAUUCAGAAACAAUAAAUAAAUUUAAUAAAGUGUAGAAAGUA
Lutzomyia longipalpis is the source of this 3257-nucleotide messenger RNA. It is a transcript of the gene eIF4B, whose product is annotated as eukaryotic translation initiation factor 4B. The coding region runs from base 112 to 1779 and encodes 555 amino acids. The record is from RefSeq and is a predicted model, not a curated record. The transcript has 5 exons. Gene Ontology annotation, molecular function: RNA binding. Lineage: Eukaryota; Metazoa; Arthropoda; Insecta; Diptera; Psychodidae.